Molecule: messenger RNA, 731 nt
Organism: Tarenaya hassleriana
Lineage: Eukaryota; Viridiplantae; Streptophyta; Magnoliopsida; Brassicales; Cleomaceae
Exons: 1
Coding region: 137-484 (115 amino acids)
Cellular component (GO): cytoplasm; nucleus
Source: RefSeq, a predicted model, not a curated record
UACACCCAUACACACAGAUACCACAAAAAAAAUAAAAAUAAAAAUCCAAACUUGCCCAUUUUCUCUCAGAUUUAGCCUUUUGAUUUGUCUGAUUGAAUCCCAAAAGGGUUUUCUACGAAAAUCACCUUCUUGUUUCAUGCCCAUGUUCCCAACGCCGUCGCCGUCGCCGUCCUCGCCGUCUCAGGCGAAAACCAGCAGCUCUCGGCCCGGUAACCGCCGGGAACCGAGCCAGCUUCAGAGACGAGCUCCGCCGCUGAAGAUCACUCCGGCGAAGGCUGGUGCCUGGAACGCCGCCAUCCCGCUCCUAUCCCCGCUCGUUACCCCGCCCACGGCGGCGGUCGACCAGCUACCGUCGCCGCCGAAGCCGCCGGAGACGGAGGAUGCUGAGGCGGAGAAGAUGCCAGUGUUCAAGAAGUGGCAGCAUCCGGCGGCGCCGUUUUAUUACGAGACGGCGCCGUUUGUUCGGCCGUUUGUUCCCGUUUGAAAAUGCUUUGGAAAGAUCUAACGGUUCAAAAGCACAUUUUGGGUUUGUUUUUAAUUUAUUAAAUUUAACAUUUUGUAAAUUUAACGGUCCAACGAGCGCGUGUAAAUUCUGUAAAUCGAGGAAUAAACGAACGUCGCGCGUAGCUAAUUUAUCAAUUUCAGUAUUUUAUCUGAAAAUUUAAAUUCUAUUUUUUUUUUAUGUUUUGUGUAACAAAACUAGUAAACAGUCGGAUUAAAAUACUUAUUUG